AUUGUCGUAACAUCGCAUUUGCGACAACAAGAGCGAUGUGCCGUAAAGAGUAACAAAGUCUGAACACAUGGGAAGUGUGAGCUACGAUGGAAGCAAAACAUAAGAAGAAAACGUUCUCCCCAAAGGGUGACAAGAAAUAUGCACAGAAAGGAAAAGGCAAAAAGUUCAAAGAAUCCACAGGUAAACCAGGUGGUAAACAAACUGGCAAGCCAGCUGGGAAACGGCCAUUCAAGCAUCAGACUACGGAGAAAGGGAAGAAGUUUGAGAAGACUGGAGGAAAGGGAGGCCCACAAAAGUUUCUGAAGAAAAAACAGAUAGAUGGAAAAUUCUCAGGGAAGAGGAAAUUUCCCCAGGGGAAGGGAGAUCAGAAGGAAGGUUCUGAAGCAAAGAAGCCUAAAUGGGAUGAGUUCAAACAACAGAAGAAGGAGCUGAAACAAAAUCGGCAACAGAAUGAGAAAAAGGAGAGUUAUCACAUCAUCAGCCGAGCCAAACAAGUGUGGGAGAUGGUGAGGAGGAAAGACUGUGACAAGGAAAAGAGAGCCAAACUCAUGAAUGAGCUACAGGAGCUUGUACACGGCAAAGUAAAAGCAAUUGCCUUUGCACAUGAUUCAACCAGAGUACUACAGUGCUUUAUCCAGUUUGGAAACGACAAGCAAAGGCAAGAGAUCUUUGAUGAGUUAAAAGAUCACAUUGUUGAACUUAGCAAGUCAAAAUAUGCAAGAAAUAUUGUGAAGAAAUUUUUAAUGUAUGGUAACAAGGAGCAGGUGGGGGAGGUGAUGAAGGCCUUCAAGGGGCAGGUGAAGCAGAUGCUGAGACACUCCGAGGCCUCCUCGGUGGUGGAGUAUGCCUACAAUGACAAGGCCAUUCUGUCCCAGAGGCUCAUGUUGACCGAGGAGCUCUACGGGAACACAUUCCAAGUCUGCAAGUCUGCAGUUUGUCCCACACUGGAUAAGGUGCUGGAGAGCAACCCCGAGAAGCAGAGCAGCAUUAUGGAAGAGAUGAAACAGAUUCUCACGCCCAUGGCCCAGAAGGAAGCCGUUGUAAAACAUUCAUUGGUUCACAAAGUUUUCCUGGACUUCUUUCUAUAUGCCAUACCCAAGCAGAGAUCGGAAAUGAUCGAGUCCAUACGGGAUGCGGUUAUGCACAUGGUGCACACUCAUGACGGAGCCAGGGUAGCCAUGCACUGCCUGUGGCAUGGCACACCAAAGGAUAGGAAGUUUCUUGUAAAAAACAUGAAAACGUACGUCGGCAAGAUUGCUAUGGGCGAGUAUGCUCACUUGGCACUUCUUGCUGCCUUUGACUGUGUCGAUGACACCAAGCUGGUAAAACAGGUCAUCAUAUCGGAGCUUAUUGCUUCCCUCUCAGAAAUCAUCUCUAAUAAAUACGGAAAGAAAGUGAUUCUGUACCUGCUGAGCCCUCGAGACCCAGCCCACAUCCUACCUGAGAUCAUCCAGGUGUUGGAGAUGGGGGAUGGGAAUGCCCACAGUAAGAAGGAUGUGGCAGUCCGGCGCAGGGAGCUCCUCGAAGCCGUGUCCCCUCCGCUCCUGCAGUACCUCUGUGACAACGCCCGUUCCAUGGUGAUGGACAAGGCCUCCAGUGUCGCCGUGAGUGACAUCCUGGGAGCAGCCACUGGUGACCUGCGACCUGCUAUGGAGGCUGUGGCUGACCUGGCUGCAGAAGACUUCACACCUGGCGGAGUGGAGGGACAGCUGCACAUGGCCGAGCACCCUGCAGGCCACCUGGUGCUGAAGUGGCUCAUCGAGCAGGACUCCAAGAUGAAGGAGGCCCAGAGAGAAGAGCGGUUCUCCAGGGUUCUGCUGGAGCGGGUUGGACUGGACAAGCUGAAGACCUGGGCUUCAGUCAACAGGGGAGCCAUUGUUCUCUGUUGUCUUCUUCAGAGGGUGGACGAGGGUGUCGCAGCAGAAGUGAAAGAUGCACUGAAGUCCAUCAUUCCUGAACUGCAGAAGAUUGAGAACUCGAAGGGAGUGGAAGCUCUACUAGAAAAGCUUGCCAAUUAAAGACUUUUCUUGUUUAACAGACAUUUAAAAUAUUUGCAAUUUCUUACCACAUCUGUUAUUUGAAGAUUGCAAGAUGUGUUUUACGAGUAAUUCACCUUUGUCAUUGAUGUGUCCUCACUGAAGGUCACACAGCCAUCAUCCAGAAAGAGUGAGAGGGUUGCACCGAUACACAUUCAGUACGCAGUGCUACGGCUUGCAUUCCAGAACCUUCCAUAGCCUUAAUUUCUGAAAUGCAAAAUUUUGUUAUCUUUUGUGUCGGGUUUGAGCAGUCUGAAGGGUGAGUGAGUCAUUUUUACUGGAGACAUUUAUGCCAGUAACAGGGGUUCAUGGUGAGUGUUCACAGGGAGAUGACUUUGAACAUCAGAGACCCUCCCACAGCCACAUCCCAUCACAAUUUAGCGGUUAAGGUCCAAGUGUCAUUUAAAUGAUAUAUUCUUUGCAUCAUGACUUUCAGCAAAGAUCAUGUCCUGUGUUGUCUUUUUUUCCCUGCAUUUUAAGGAAAUAAACAUUUUGUUUAUGAAAAUGGUCAUCAAUAACAAUGUUUGUGGGAAGAAAUCCAAUAUUAUUUCCACAAUAUGUGUUUUGUAUUACUAAUAAACACUCUUUGCAAAUGAGAUGACUGCAUAUAUUGGUUGUUGGAGCCCAUUUCAGUUCCAGGGCUUCACCUUCACAAUUUAAUGCUUUGGUACAUGCAAUGUCAAAUCCCUCCUCUGUAACUUUGUAUCCUGGUAUUUAACAGAAAAUGGAAACGGAAGCAAUGGGUCCUUACUGGCAAAUUAAUUUAGUAGGCCCACUGACUCCCAUCUGUCCUAGAAUCCGUAUGGAUUCCCUCAGCCGAGAAACGGCUUAUUUCUUAGCAGUGCCCUCCAGAGAUCUCUCCUCUAAUCUUUUAAGGGAUUAUCAAUGACAAUUUCACUAUAAUUUGGGGAUUUGUUUUAGUACUAUACUGUAUGUGCCAUGGUUUAGUGUUCCCAAGGAAUCCAAGAUCAAUUACUACACUAACAAGUGCAAUCCCUGUAAGCAGUGUUUCUAUUUUUGCUAUCAAGGUCUUCUGCUUUGGAGACCACGGACUGCAGCUGUACAAAUCAAAUUGUGUUUGACCUCUGUCUCAUUUUGGAUUGCAAGUCUUUCUGAUGAUCUGAUCUUUAUUUGCUCAAUUUUCAAUUCAGAUGAAGGGAGCAGAGUUCCAUUUCACAUUCAAAGAUGUGACUUUGA
Molecule: messenger RNA, 3233 nt
Organism: Megalops cyprinoides (Indo-Pacific tarpon)
Lineage: Eukaryota; Metazoa; Chordata; Actinopteri; Elopiformes; Megalopidae
Gene: pum3
Product: pumilio RNA-binding family member 3
Exons: 18
Coding region: 87-2018 (643 amino acids)
Biological process (GO): regulation of translation
Cellular component (GO): nucleolus
Molecular function (GO): mRNA binding
Source: RefSeq, a predicted model, not a curated record